AUGUCCGGGACUCCGAAAUAUCACUCCACGGAUACACAGUGUUACGAACGGAUCGAUCAUCGUCACGUCGCGGUGGUGGAGUUGUUCUUUUUGUCCGCUCGGAUCUCCCUGUUCCAGUACUGGAGAACUACGCCCAUCCGGAAGGAUUUGGAGAAGCCCUGUGGUGCAGAAUCAAGCUAUCUGCCAGAGGGUAUACCACAGUUGGAGUGA
Molecule: messenger RNA, 210 nt
Organism: Echinostoma caproni
Lineage: Eukaryota; Metazoa; Platyhelminthes; Trematoda; Plagiorchiida; Echinostomatidae
Source: the annotation of a GenBank genome assembly